Cataglyphis hispanica is the source of this 6573-nucleotide messenger RNA. It is a transcript of the gene VAChT, whose product is annotated as vesicular acetylcholine transporter. Gene Ontology annotation, biological process: chemical synaptic transmission; xenobiotic transport; transmembrane transport. The coding region runs from base 329 to 2095 and encodes 588 amino acids. Lineage: Eukaryota; Metazoa; Arthropoda; Insecta; Hymenoptera; Formicidae. Gene Ontology annotation, cellular component: terminal bouton; membrane; AP-1 adaptor complex. The record is from RefSeq and is a predicted model, not a curated record. Gene Ontology annotation, molecular function: xenobiotic transmembrane transporter activity; acetylcholine transmembrane transporter activity. The transcript is spliced from 2 exons.
GGGAGCCAAGGAGUCGGUGAACGACUCGAAGGACGAAGACGGAUCGGACGUCGCCUCGACUCUGAGCGGCCUGCUCGCCGGUCUUCCGACCUUGGCGGGCCCCCAACGCCUCGCCAAUUCCCUCAGGCAGAAGUUCGCCAGUAACUCUGGUUACCCCCGGCCCGGCCUGAUGCGCGCCGCCCCUAUCGCGACGAUCUCCUCGUCACGCUCGCUUCCCGAGGUCGCACGACUGGUGACCGCGGUUAGUCUCACCCGUUAAGACACAGACACAGAAAAAAGACCGGAAGAGAACUCUGGUCGCUCCGUGAGCGGCCACUUAGAGAACGUCAUGACGACGAUACCAAUACUCAACAUGAAGUUCGGCGAGCUCAAGGAGAUUGUCUGGACAAAGCUGCAGGAGCCCAAGGCUCAGCGCAAACUGGUUCUCGUCAUCGUUUCCAUAGCGCUACUGCUGGACAACAUGUUGUACAUGGUGAUAGUGCCUAUCAUACCGGAUUAUCUCAAGUACGUGGGUGCGUUUGGACCGGAGGAAGAGACCAACAGCACCGACGCUCCUUCGGGCCAUCACGGCCAGGACUCCGCCACCGGAGUAUUGUUCGCUUCAAAGGCAAUCGUGCAGUUGAUGGUUAACCCAUUUUCCGGCGCGUUGAUCGACCGGAUCGGCUACGAUAUACCUAUGAUGAUUGGUCUCUGCAUCAUGUUCCUGUCAACCAGCGUGUUUGCGUGCGGCAAAAGCUACAGCGUGCUGUUCUUCGCGAGAAGUCUGCAAGGUGUUGGUUCCGCAUUCGCCGAUACCGCUGGUCUCGCCAUGAUCGCUGAUCGUUUCACGGAGGAAGCAGAACGUUCGAAAGCACUCGGUAUCGCCCUAGCAUUUAUCAGUUUCGGCUGCUUGGUCGCACCGCCAUUCGGCGGCGCCUUAUAUCAAUUCGCCGGCAAGGAAGUGCCGUUCCUGAUAUUGGCGUUUGUCAGUCUAGCGGAUGGCUUCAUGCUAUUACUGGUGAUGAAGCCUAUCAGACAACAAUUACGCGAACGCCGCGAAGAAAUACCCAAGUCGACGAUACCGAUCUGGCGGUUGUUAAUGGAUCCAUACAUUGCAGUGUGCGCGGGUGCUCUGAUGAUGUCCAAUGUCGCGCUGGCCUUCCUCGAGCCGACCAUCUCGUUAUGGAUGGAAGAUACAAUGACUCACGAUAACUGGAAGAUUGGUAUGAUAUGGCUACCGGCAUUCUUCCCGCACGUACUCGGCGUGGUUAUCACUGUGAGGAUGGCAAAGCGAUAUCCGCAGUAUCAAUGGCUGAUGGCAGCCGGCGGGCUCGCACUCGAAGGUCUCUGUUGUUUCAUCAUACCGUUCUCCAAUUCGUACAAGGUGCUGAUGAUACCGUUGUGCGGCAUCUGCUUCGGCAUCGCUCUUAUUGACACCGCAUUGCUACCCACUCUGGGUUACCUGGUGGACGUCAGAUAUGUAUCGGUCUACGGUAGCAUCUACGCGAUUGCUGACAUCUCGUAUAGCGUAGCAUACGCGGUUGGUCCAAUCAUAGCUGGCGGCGUAGUCGAGGCAAUUGGUUUCACCGCGCUCAACAUCGGCAUUGCCUUCUCGAAUCUUCUCUACGCGCCAGUGCUUUAUUAUCUACGACACAUCUACGAUUUCAAGCCGUUCCAAGACGAGGCGAACGUGUUGAUGCAGGAUCCACCCGACAAGGAAUAUCAGACGUACGUUCUGCAGGAGCAACGGCCGGUUAGUGGCGAGAUCGGUAACCACUUAAAUCAGACACGCAUGGAGACAAACGUCGACCAGGGCUACGAUCAAAACUACCAGACGCCCACGCAGAUCGGCUACGGCGGCUACGGUGCACAGAAUGCGAACAUUGGCUACGCUCAAUCCGCGCAUGAACAACCACCGGUCUACAAUCAACCGCCAGUUUACAAUCAACAACCGACAAGCUACGGUCAACCUGUCGAUUACGGCCAGCAGAGAAAUUACGCGGUCGACCAGGAGCGGGCAGGAGGCCAGGUCGACGUGAAUCCCUUCAGGAGACAACCGGAUGUAGAUCAACGACCGGCCGGAGACAGCAAUCCCUUUAGACAAGGAAUGUAUUAAGAGGGAUGGCCGUCGCCGCUAGUGUCGUCCACGUGUCCAACGAUCGAAAGUGUGCAUUCGAGAGUCUUCGAGACAGGCUUCCACAACUUAAUGGCAGAGAAUUGAUGUAAGGUAGCUCGGCGAGAUCCUCCUCAGGAGCGACGGCGAUCGAAACUCUCGAUCAGUCUGCGGGGGAUCGCCGCUCCGAUCGCUUUAUCGGGGAUGAUACAGGGGCAACGACUUCCAGAGUGAUUUCCUCAAACGGUCACGGAAAGUCAUCCUUGCGAAUGAUGAAUCCUAGGAUCCGUCGCGUGUGGUAUCGGCAGUACGAAGGAGAAAAAGAGAGAAGACGAGAAACGUUGCUGAAGAUGCAAGAUAUAUCGUUGAAAGACUGAAAAACGACGAUUGAUAUUAGAAAAUGCUUGCCGGAAGCGAAAAUAAGGACCUUGAGGAAGACGAGUAAUCGCAACAUCGAAAUAAAAUUAGAGUGAGAAGAAAGAGAAAUGUAUCGAUGCUAUGGAGAGAAGAUGAGGAAAAAUAACAUUCUACAUCUAGGAUGCGAGCCAUUGUAUAAAGUGUAAGAGAAAAAGAGAGAGGAAGAGAGGAUUCACGGCCGCGACGAAGGCUUCCCGUCAGCAAGGACCUUCGCUCGCGGAUUGCCGCCGGGCAAGUUUUGAAUUUUUAUCGCUUUCGUUGAAAAUUGUUCUACAUUGCUGAACGGAAAUAUCAUAUCAUUAAUUAAGGCGUCAGAGAAAUCUAGGAAGUAAGGCUUUAAGUUAGAUAGCCGAUUAUAUAGAGGUUGUGACGAGGAUGAUCGAAGCUCGUUCCGCGAACCGCUCUUUAUUGACAAAGUACUUGUCUCUCUGCUUUAAUUCUUUCAAAUAAUUUUCUUAUUAUGCAAAAAAAAAUUUAGUGUUUGCGAUUAUCUGAGGCUUUUACAUUUUAAAACUGUUACUUGUUGUGCGUUUUAUUGUUGUUAAUAAGAUUCUUUUUUACGAUUGGAAUAAUUAUUACAAAUUAUUAUUGAUAAAGAUAGCACAUGAUGAAGACUAUUAAAAAUUAAAAAUAAUUUUCAAUGUUUGAUAUUGUUUCACCCUCUAUUUAUUUGUUAUCUAUUUUUCGUCUUUAAAAAAGGAAAUUGUUUCUUUUAAAUGUUAAUAAAAUUGAAUAUAAGUACUUUUCUCGUUUAGAUAAUUAAGAUAAUUUGAGAAGAGAUAAUUUCUUAAAUUAAUAUCUUAAAUUCAAUCGUUUGAUUAAUUUUUUUUACACUAAAGUACUUUGCCGCAAUAACGGAGCCAUAGCAGUACCAAAGCGCGAGCGAAUCGAAGUAUAAACAUAUCUGUAUUUUUAUGAGAUUACUUUUCUAAUUAUAGAUAUUUCAUUCGAACCGAAUUUGGUUCAUGCGAGAAAUCGCGCGAUAUCUAGAUGUAGGCAUGCAUUUCUAUAUGUAUAUAAAUAUCAAACUUUAUCAUGUGUCAGAGUGACUCGGAUGUAAGAUUUUGCAGCAACUAUCGCGAAAUAUUAUCAUCCUAUAAGAAAAACGUACUUCAAUUAUUUCAAGCAUAAAAUAUUUGUAAUAUUGUUUUGUGUAGAAGAAGAAAAUUUCAUUUCAGCUUAUCUAUGUUAUCUUCUUUUCUAAUAUUUCAUAAUUCACAUAACGUGGAAAUUUUUAUUGAAACAUUUAUGAAGAUGAUGAAAUAUCGCAAAUUUAUGUUUCUCGCAAUUUUCGAUACCUCUGUCAAGUCUUACGACCGAGUGCACGGCAUACAUCCGUACCUACUCGUCAAUACUAAGAAGCAUCGCUGAAAAGUGAAUAAAUAAAUAAGUAAUUAAUUAACUAACAUUAAUGCAUUAGUUAUAUUAAUACGAUGUUCGCCGGCGAGAGGGGCGCGUAAAAAAAAGGAAGAGGGGGGAGGGGGAGGAUUUCUCGAUCUUCAGGGAAUCCGCUUCGCUCGUUUCGAUCUCGGACCUCAGGACCACACGCCCGUCGUCGCGCGGAUCCUCGAGGAUCGAUUUCCGCGGGUACUUUGAGUUAACAGUGCCUGAACUUUGCAGUUUUUACCCCCGUCGUGUGUCGCGAGAAAUUAGUAGUACGAAUACGCGCGAAUAAUCAUUAAAAGUUCUCCCCGUAAAAGAUCCAAGCAAGUGUGUAACCCGACCUAACGUAACGUAGACACACUCUCUAUUAGACACUCGCUAUACAUAUGUACCUAAACGUAGACUAUACGCGUUUUUGUUUUUUUUUUUGUUUUUUUGUUUUAUAGCUGAGAAAGAAAGUAAAGAGCGUUUUAUCUCCGCAAUGACAUUUUGUUUUAAUGAGCUGGCCUCUAAAGUUAAGAGUUUUAUCGUAACGUGGCAACAUAUGGCUUGCCGAUAAUUAUCAUAGUGAUUCUGCUGAUAAAAAUUGAGCGAAAAUUAAUGGAUCCCUCGGAAUGAUUAAGAAAUGUAAACUUUGCGAUUGAUUUACUAAACAUUUGUUAAUUAAAUUAAGUAAAUAUAAUUAAUAUAUAUAUUUUUAAUCAACAAGUAUUAUUUAAUUACUUUUCUAUAUUUUUACAGAAAACGUUUUUCUGUUAUUUUAAAAUAUAUGAUCGUAUAUUACACAAAGUUGAAUCUUUUUUUUUUUUUGAUUCAAGGUAAGUAAAACUUCGUGUCAAAGAAUUUGCGAUAAUUAUCGACAAGACGUUGCAUCGAUUGCACUACGAUUAUACAUACACAUAUUACACGUAUAUCGUAUAAGAAUUAUUCGUAGCUUCUUUUAUCUCUUGUAAAUAUAUAUUAUGCGCAAAAGGGAGAAAGAAAGAAAGCUUUUUCCUUCACGCGGAUACGACGCAUAUUGGAUGUUCCGGAACUAUUGUGUUAUCAUUUCUUUCAAUUACAUAUUCUUCGAGCGAUAUUUUUGCAAUAUAAUAAAAGCUCAACUUAAAAUCCAAGUUAAAACAAGAUUCACUUAAAAUUCGAUGAAGAAAAGAUUUUUAUUUUAUCUUUAUACACCUGUAAAUAUUAUUUUAUGAAAUAUGAUGCAUUUUCAAUUACUUGUGUAAUCGAGUACUGUUCAAGUCUGGGACAAUGAAAUAAUAAUUUUUUCUCUUGUUCAGUUCUUAAUAUUUGUGGUCUUUGAUAGUUCUGUGACAUCCAAUGUAUCUUGCCUACUUGUAUCAUAUCGUUCAUGAAUGUUGUGAAAGGGAUGGUGUAUGUGAGAAUAAAAUUCUUCUUCUACGUCGAAGGACUAAAGGUCAAUGAUGGGCACAACUAUUAUUGUCCUGACAUUCGUCUGCGUAGAUGUGUGCGGAUCUCAAAAGCAAAAUAAAGAAAACUUUUCUUAAAACGGGAUAAGUUUCUUUUUGAAUAAAACAGAAGAGAUGCGCGUGCAUUUUUCGCGAAAAAAAGUGAUAACGUAAAAUUUUCUGAAGACAUAGCAAAUGUAUUAAGAACUAGUUUCGCGAUACAAUUUAACAAGAAAAUUCUCUUGAUCUAAGAAUUAUCUCUCUCUUUCGAAAAGAAGAAUAUCGAUGAUUUUAUUUUGCUUUUGAAAUUCUUAUUUAUUGAAUACGAGAAAUUCGCUGUUCUCAGAUAUUUUGUUAAGUUUCGACGAUUAUAAGAUGGUACUAUUUGUUGUAAUUACUAAGAGUGAGAAAGAGAAAAUGGCGAGAAUUUUCUCUAUUGUGUACAGAGAAAUUUCUAAAUCAUGCACCGAUAAUCUAUAGAUAAUUACCGGCUAAUUUGCGGAUGAAUCUUUUCUCUCUACUUGAUAAAAUACCAAAUUUAAUUUAAAAUUUCAACUUUUCAAAAUAUAUUAGAUCUGCAUAAAAAUUAUCAUUGAAAAGUUUUUUUUUUUAUGACAAAUGAAGCAACAUAAACACAGUGCAUUCUCUAUAUUGAAAUCUCGCUCAGUAUGCUCAGUUGGGAACGGUGUAUAAAAUGCAAAUAUGAACGCUAGUUUCUCAACAAUAUUUUUCUCACCUCAAAACCGAGUCUAAUUCGCAAGUGUUGCGAGAAAGGGGACGGCGACGGAGUGCCGGAGAUCGACGAUCUCCAGUUUAUCAUAUUACGACAGAGUGCGCAAUACGCAAACACAUAUCAUAAAAGAGAAAGAGAAAGAGAGAGAGAGAGAGAAAACGGAGUAAAAACAUGACCACCGGGAUUAUAUAUCUAAUUAUCCGUGCAUAAUGCAUCUUAUCCGUGCGCGACAAAGAAGUCGGUCGUGCAUCUCGAAAUUAUCCGUAAGCAUAUAGCAUACUUAAUUGCAAUACGUCCGCACUUUGCGCGUACAUAUACACAAACACACAGCCAUAAACGAUACAUGUACACACACUCGCGAUUCUAUACGUAUAUCAUAAAAAAUAUACACAGACACAGACACACACACACACACACAUGUAUGUAUGUAUAUUUAAUUGAUGAAAAACCAAGUAAUUUGAAAUGAGUAUGUAAUUGAAAUCCUAUGACAUUGUAAUGUUGUUGAACCGGUUAUUAAAGAUGUCAUUGUUACCGAAGAA